Musa acuminata AAA Group (dessert banana) is the source of this 3708-nucleotide messenger RNA. RefSeq lists its product as uncharacterized. The transcript has 7 exons. Lineage: Eukaryota; Viridiplantae; Streptophyta; Magnoliopsida; Zingiberales; Musaceae. The record is from RefSeq and is a predicted model, not a curated record. Bases 910 to 3297 code for a protein of 795 amino acids.
AAGUCCAAACGACGGAAGAAAUGGCGCCAAAUGGAGCGCGCGACAAAGCAACGUCCAACGAACCUCCCUUCCCGCGUCUGCUGUAGCAGAAUCGUCCGGAGAAACGCCGUGGGAAACGAUGGGUGAGCGAAAAAAGCAACGGAACGGGUCGCUCGGAGGGAAAUGGCUCACCCUUCUGUUGCCCUUUUAUCCCUUGUGCGGUCCUCCUCUAAGAAGCUCGGCUUCUCUCCAUCUUCCCUCUCCUGUCCCCGUUCGGUAGGGCUCCUCUGCUCUCCGCUUCGAUCCUCGUGGAAUCCGGUACCUGGAUCACAGCAAGCGAUUCCCUUUGCUUUUCUUCUGCUACAGGUUCGACCUUUGUAGGACUGCGGGAUUUUAGCUGCUUAAAGGAAUCUCUGCUUACACGAUCUUCUCGGUUGAAAUGCAUCCUGUAAGGGAUCAAGAGUUGCAAUAUUGGAACUUACCAGUAUGUUUUUAGAACAGAUAGGGAUUAUUUUUCUCUAUCUCAAAAAUUUCGUUUUCAUGGAAUUUGGUGGCGGAAGUGCAUGAUUGCGUUCAUCAAUUUCAUCUUGUCUUUCAAGCUCCCUUUUCUCUGCUGAGUGAAUAUGGUCUGGGACAUGGAAUCUGUAGGAAAUCAUAUAUCCUCCGGUAUGACAUGCAUUCUGUCUGCUGUAUAUAAGGUGAUCUGCAAAGCCACCAUCCAUAUCUAUGAAUCACCUGCCGUCAAAUAUUUUCAGUUAUUUUUAUUCGUCACUUUAAUAAACAUCUUGAAUCUCUUGUUAUUUAGUCGAUGAUCAGCAUGAAUUAAGAUUUUGACCAAGCUGUGAUCUUGCAAGUUUUGAUCUAGAAAUGGCAGUUUUCAAGGUAGAUAUCAAGACCUGAUCAAUCUCAAGGAUCACAUGUUUGGGAAGCAUGCCAGGCCCCAUGGAUGGAAUAUCAAACACUUUUUAUUUCAGCAGAACUGGGAAUUCUCAGAAAUUGGAGCAUAAGAAACAUGGUUUUGAAGCUCCUCGGAACAGCUUCGAUAUUUCCAUCGACAAAUCUGAAGGUUAUCACUGUGUCUCUGAAGAUAUUCGGUAUUCUUUUCAGGUGAAGCAGCACUCCUCCAAAAUGAACCAUCUUCCCAAUGGAACCUCAAUGAAGAAGUUGAUGCAUGGACCAAAUCUGGUUGCCCGUCUGAUGGGAAUAGAAUCGAUACCAUCCGAACGAAGUACCAAGAUUCCUGUCAAGGAACAUGAAGUAGAUAGAUCAAGAAAAGCAAUGGAGAUGAGUAAUAAGCCUAUGGAUAACAGUUCAGGUCUCGGAACUCCAUGUAGCUCUACUUCCUCCAGACAAACAAAGACAAGAAGACCACAACCACGCGAACAUCCACAGGAAGAGCUGCUGCAGAGGUUCAAGAAGGACUUCCUGGCGUGGCAGGCUUCAAAGUUAUGGGAGCAUCCAAGGUCAAAGAAGAGUCACGUUCUUGGAGAUGGGAAGGAUCGCCAAGCCCAUGCACCAAAGAAUCUGGAGAGCAAGAAAAGCUUGAAGCGUACACAACUCAAAGAGGUGGUUUCACCAGCUAGACGGGAUGUGAAUGGACAAGGAUCCAGCAGCAGAAAGACUAUGAAGCUUGGGAGCAGAGUUAAUGGUCCUGAACACUUUCCAGUUGCUAAGGUUGAUAGGCAACACGAACGAACUUGUUCGCCGACACGAAUAGUGAUUCUGAAGCCUAAUUGUGAUAGAAGUGAUGAUAAUGAAGAGUCAUCGUUAGUUGCCUCAUCUGAUGAGUUAGAGAAGGAAUAUAGUAUGGACGAUUUCCUCGAAGAGGUGAAGGAAAGGCUCAGAAAUGAGACUCUCAAUGUUAAAGGUAGAGGAAACAGAAUGGGGACUCCGUUGAGUGAAAGGUCAAGUAAUCCAAAGCAAAUUGCUCGUGGCAUAGCAAGACAUAUACGAGAGAGCGUGACCAAGGACAGGGGGACGACUCUGGCACGAUCUGAGUCAACCAGAUCGAUUAGGAGUGACAUCCAGAUCAAUACGCCCGAUUCACCAGAGUUCAUCAGAAGAGACACAAGAAAGUUCCUGUCGGCGAAAUCGAAGAACAUCCUGAAAGAUGAGAUUCUCCUUGGAGACUCAGGUGCUUUCUCCUUGAUCAGAGACAAGGCAAUACCAGAUCAAGGGAAAAGUGUGGACUACUGGAAAGAUAAGAAAGCUGUGAUCGAAUCAAUUCCAAGAAAGAGAGAGAAAAGUGUGGCACAACGAAACCUCAUCAGAUCAUUUUCUGCACCUGUGUCCGGAACAGCCUUUGGGAAGCUGCUUUCGGAGGACCAGCAUAUAACUGGAGCUCAGAUCCGCAGGAAGCAUGAAGCAUCUGAACAUAACCUUUCAGAACUCAGAAACCAAAGAAAGGAUGGCCUCGACCUGAAAGGUAGAGUUUCUAAUCUAAAACAUAGCUUCAAUCUUAAAGGUAAGUUAUUCGGGAAGAAGACAGAGCUGAUCAAGGAACAACCAGCUGCGAGUGGAUUCAACACAGUGAAGGAAACACCAACUGCACCGCCUGCUGUCACCAGCGCUGGCAUCACACAGGAGAACUCCACAGAGGUGCCACCGAGUCCUGCAUCAGUGUCCAGCGGUUCUCCUGACGAGUUCUGCAGGCAAGAUAGCCCGAGUCCUGUAUCACCGCUGGAGGUCAUGGAGUACCACACGACAGCUUGUAUCUCUGAAGCGCUGAGCUCCGAUGCUCCAGAUCCACAUCUGUCGGAACAAGCUGAGCAUGGUGGAUCCGAAAUGGCAGCCACGGAGCAGCCUCACAACCAAGAGACGACUGUCUCUGCCGAUCAAGCAAGCUCAAAGUCGGGCGCAGUAACGCGGCCAAUCUCACACCAGGUCUUCGAAGAAGAGGAAGAAGCAUACGGCAAAUACUGGAAGUCCUCUAUCGUCCACAACGAUGACAUAGCUGUACGACACAAGCUGCUGUUUGACUUGGUGAACGAGGCUCUGCAAAGUGUACUGGGACCUCAGAUACAUUGCUCCAUGUUCAAGAGGCGGAGUCCAGGCCAAGCUGCAUCACCACAAGCAAAAAGCUUGUUACUUGACUUGUGGAACCAAAUCCAGGUAUACAUGAGUCCCCCUCUACAUGAGUCCGACGUAAAUAGCGUGGUGGUUGAGGAGGUGAAGAUGACGACUUGGCCAAGCAUGCUGCAUGAGGACGUUGACGUCGUAGGAAGACAGAUUGAGCGGGUCGUGCUGCGGGACUUAAUAGAUGACAUUGUACAGGCAAUGAUUGCUUUGCCGAGCAUGCGACCCGCUGGAUGCCUGUAAGGUGCUCGGCGAAAAGGAAGUUGAGAGAGGCUCGACAUAGAUGACGAGCAGUGCUAGAAUAAUGCCUAUCGCAACCUCGGCCGGUGGAGACGGCGCUGCCGCACAUGGCAUGUCGGAGUUCUUCGUGCAAACGUUCCUUAAUCCAUGUUGCUCGACUCCAUGGUCGAGGGAAGAUUGCAGCUUGGCACAUCAAAUCAAAUGAUUGAACAUUACUAUUUCGUUAUGUAGGAAAUGGUUUUUGUGUGUUUUGGUGUGUGGACGUGGUGCAUCUUCUCAUCCUCGUGUUCAUGGUGCACAACCCAGAGAACAGCUCGAGUUCAGAUUGUAAGAUGGAAAUGUUGAAAUUAUUUGGCGUUGACCGAAUACUGUGUCAAUUUCAAGAAUAGUCGAUGAGAAGUUCGUCCCCCCAUA